UGCAGCCAGUGUGUACACGCAGAGCCGUCUCUCUGGCUAGGCUUAGUAUUACAGCAGAUCUCUAGCAGUCUGAGCCAUGGACAGGGCAUAGCGCUUCCACAGCCUCUGCCAGACCCCACCGGUCAGACAUGGAGAUAGUAAAUGACAACGAUACAAGUUACAGCGGCGGGGUCCUGUGUGAGAUCGCAGACAAUGGGGCUGUCAUCGGAUGCCUAGAGGACUACUCGCACAAUACGACUCUCCCGGGCGCAGACUUGCACCAGGCAGUGAGGAUCUUUUUGUACUCAUUGAUCUUCCUGCUGGGGGUCCUGGGGAACAGCCUGGUUAUAGUGGUCCUCAUAAGGAAUAAGAGGAUGAGGACGGUCACUAACAUCUUCCUCCUGUCACUGGCGGUCAGUGACCUCAUGCUGUGUCUCUUCUGCAUGCCUUUCACCCUGAUUCCCAAUUUACUGAAGGACUUUAUAUUUGGUAGCACGGUCUGCAGAGCUGCCUUCUAUUUCAUGGGCAUCUCUGUAAGCGUGUCAACAUUCAAUCUGGUUGCCAUAUCGCUGGAACGUUACAGUGCCAUUUGUAAGCCCUUACAGUCAAGAGUAUGGCAGACAAAGUCACAUGCGUUGAAGGUGAUCGCAGUUACCUGGUUUCUCUCCUUCUCAAUGAUGUCACCGUACCCAAUUUAUAGCAAACUGGUGCCAUUUGCAAAGUUUGAAAAUACAGUUGGACACAUGUGUCGUCUGGAGUGGCCCAGUGACGAGAGCCAGCAGGCAUGGUAUAUCCUCCUCUUGUUAAUUUUGUUCCUUAUCCCUGGGAUUGUCAUGACAAUCGCUUAUGCUCUGAUAUCGGUGGAGUUGUACAGAGGGAUCCAGUUUGAAGUGAAUCAAAAGAAAGAACGGACAAGCAGCAUAAGCAGCAAUCAGUUUGAAAAUGGGGACGGCUGCUAUCUACAGAAGGCCAGGAGGAAGAAGAAGGUGGAAAUGAGGCGGCUCUCCGCCCACAGUAGCGCUAAGAUAGAAAGAGUCCGGAGUAACAGCUCCGCUGCCAACCUAGUGGCCAAGAAGCGGGUUAUCCGCAUGCUGAUUGUCAUCGUUAUCCUCUUUUUUAUAUGCUGGACUCCAGUGUUCAGCGUAAAUGCCUGGAGGGCCUUUGAUGCUACUAAAGCCGGAAUCCUUCUGUCGGGAGCACCGAUCUCCUUUAUUCAUCUACUGUCUUAUACAUCGGCUUGUGUCAAUCCAAUCAUCUACUGCUUCAUGAACAAGCGCUUCCGGAUGGGAUUUCUGGCUACCUUCAGCUUUUGCCCUGGGAGUCAUGUGCAAAGCAGAGUAAUGGUCCCCGGGGUUGGAGAGGAAGAUGGCCGGACCACGGGGGCUUCUCUGUCCAGGUACACCUACACCAACAUCAGCAUUUCUGCAACUACCUCUGCCCCGACAUGAGCCGGCGGCGAGCUCUCACCAGAGAAAGUACUGUGAGAAGAGUGGUGUGAUAGUGUGUGAGAACAGUGGUGUGAUAUUGCUAUAAGGACCGGUUCGUACACCACUGUGAUGUAUGCCGACGCUUUGUACAUAGACCCUGAUAAUAAGUGUGUAACGUCGGCAGCCUGGAUUAACUGUGCUUUGGUACAGUGUCUGUUUCUUACAUCAUCUGCCAGAGAACUGACUACAGCCCAAUGAAUGUGAGAAUUACUACAAAUCUGCACCACAUCAUUCAUCCCUCAUCAGUGCCAUGGACCUGACCAACACAUUCCUUCUAAUCUCUACUGGGAACUCAUUUAUUCUGUGUACAUAGUUCUUCUUUGUUGGUAAAGUGGCUACAUCUCAAAUAAGCUACACAUGCAUGCUCUUAUGUAUAGUAGGGCUCGUAGUGACGACGUUGGAUUCCUUUCUUAUGUUCUGUAAUAUGUAUAUGUUGGGCCGAGAUAUCAGCUGUGUGUUAUUUCUGACCUUUUUAUAAAACAUAACGGUCUAUUCAUGAAGCAGUGAAAACAGUGGAGAAGUGAGCCUGUGGAGAAGUUGCCCAUGGCAACCAAUCAGCUGCUCCAUACCAUUGCAAAUUAUAAAUGUUACUUCAAUGCUGAUUGGUUGCCAUGAGCAACUAACUUCUCCACUGGCUCACUUCUCCACACUUUUCACUGCUUCAUGAAUAGACCCCAUAAUCCAGAAUUGUCCAUAUACAGUAAUGUAUGAUCCUGGCAGCCCAAACCUCCAUUUAUUCACCCCCACCCCGGCUUAAUAAAGGAAGUGUCGUGUAUGAAAAAAUCAUAACAUCACCAGUCACUGGGAAGGAAUACUGGGAAAGUGGUAGAAGUGAUGAGUAUUGCGCUGUGAUUCCCUCAGUGAUUUUAGCACUAUGGAACAUAAGGGGCUCAUGCCACUCUGCCCCAAAUCAGACGUUGAAAAUGUGUUCACUAUAAAGCCGCAAUUGCAAAAUAUCAGCUCUCGCAAGUUGAGUGCGGGCCUGCGUUAAUAGCAUGUGGGCCAGGUUUACUUCCUGCAUAUGUCGCAUAGACUUACACCCAUGUGUUUAACCAUUUGGCAUUCUGUCCCUCCGUAGUAUGCUUGCAAAAUACGGAAUUGCAAUUAGGCUUCAAUAGCACUUAGCAAAUAGCAAAACUCUGUAAAGGCCCGUACACACUGGCCGACGGACCCGCGAUA
Pseudophryne corroboree (corroboree frog) is the source of this 2645-nucleotide messenger RNA. RefSeq names its product cholecystokinin A receptor (gene CCKAR). Lineage: Eukaryota; Metazoa; Chordata; Amphibia; Anura; Myobatrachidae. The transcript has 5 exons. Bases 129 to 1427 code for a protein of 432 amino acids. Gene Ontology annotation, molecular function: neuropeptide receptor activity; gastrin receptor activity. The record is from RefSeq and is a predicted model, not a curated record. Gene Ontology annotation, biological process: neuropeptide signaling pathway. Gene Ontology annotation, cellular component: plasma membrane.